Molecule: messenger RNA, 351 nt
Organism: Dibothriocephalus latus
Lineage: Eukaryota; Metazoa; Platyhelminthes; Cestoda; Diphyllobothriidea; Diphyllobothriidae
Source: the annotation of a GenBank genome assembly
ACCCAGACAACCGAACUUAUUGACGCCGCCCUCUGUUUAUGCGCCCUGUCUACGGACCCUAAUUCAAUCCGGUUUGCGCGCUUCACGGCAGCCGAAUUGGAGCAGCUGACGCCACAGCUGAUUAACGCGUCCAAAGUCCUUGCUUUGAGACCCACUUCCACGGCCGCUCUGGGGAACUACAGCCUCUUUUCAACCACCUACAAAAGUUUCGUGGAGAUGCUGCAGACAGCUAUGGAUGAUUUGACUGACUCCACAGAUCUCCUUAUAACCUACGACGAGCUCCUUCGUGAGGACUUAGCCAGCUGCGAACGUCAGGCUGCGGUAAGCCAUCUGAUUGCGUACAGUAUCUAG